Spathaspora passalidarum NRRL Y-27907 is the source of this 1722-nucleotide messenger RNA. It is a transcript of the gene MDL1, whose product is annotated as ATP-binding cassette permease. Gene Ontology annotation, biological process: transmembrane transport. The record is from RefSeq and is a predicted model, not a curated record. The transcript has a single exon. Bases 1 to 1722 code for a protein of 573 amino acids. Gene Ontology annotation, molecular function: ATP binding; ATP hydrolysis activity; ABC-type oligopeptide transporter activity. NCBI's taxonomy places the organism in Eukaryota, Fungi, Ascomycota, Pichiomycetes, Serinales, Debaryomycetaceae. Gene Ontology annotation, cellular component: membrane.
AUGUCAUUACCUUUAUUCAUAGGAAAAAUUAUUGAUACAGCAAAGACACCUAGUGAGGAUGAUACUGAAGUAAAACAAGAGGUUUCUGAUCCCGAUAACGAAAAAGUCAAAAUUCUUGGUCUCCCACCAUAUCAAUUUUACACAGCAUUGGGAGUUUUAUUCGUGAUUGGAGCAUGUGCAAAUUUUGGAAGAUUAUAUUUAUUACGUUCUGUGGGUGAAAGGUUGGUUGCACGAUUAAGAUCAAGAAUGUUUCUGAAGAUUUUAGCCCAGGAUGCAUAUUUCUUUGACAUUGGUCCUACAAAGACUGGUAUGAAGACUGGAGAUUUAAUAUCGAGAAUAGCGAGUGAUACCCAGAUAAUUUCAAAGAGUCUUUCUCUGAAUAUUAGUGAUGGGAUGAGGGCAGUUAUCAGUGGGUUUGUUGGUUUAUCUAUGAUGUGCUUUGUAUCUUGGAAAUUAACCCUUUGCAUGAGUUUAAUGUUCCCUCCUUUGAUUGUAAUGUCAUGGUUUUAUGGUCGUAAGAUCAAAGCGUUAUCAAAGCUAAUUCAAGAGAAUAUAGGUGCCAUGACUAAAGUUACUGAAGAGAAAUUAAAUGGGGUGAAAACUAUUCAAGCAUUUUCUCAACAAAGUCUCAUGCUCCAUAAUUAUAAUACCGAAAUUAAAAAGAUUUUCAGUAGUUCAAUGAGAGAAGCUAAAUUAGCCGGGUUCUUUUAUUCCAUUAACGGGUUUAUUGGGAAUACCAGUAUGAUUGCAUUGUUAGUUAUUGGAACAAAGUUAAUUGGCUACGGCGAAUUAUCAAUUGGGGAUUUAUCCAGUUUUAUGAUGUAUGCUGUGUAUACAGGUUCUUCUGUAUUUGGGUUAGGUAAUUUCUAUACCGAAUUAAUGAAAGGUAUAGGAGCUGCGGAAAGAAUUUUUGAAGUUGCUGAGAGUAACCCAAGAAUUCCUAACCAAUUAGGACUGAAGAUUGAUAAUCUAAAUGGGGAUAUUGUAUUUAAAGAUAUUCAAUUCCGCUAUCCUUCUCGUCCAGAUUCAGUUGUAUUUAAGAAUUUCAAUGUUACUAUUAAACAAGGGGAGAAUGUUUGUUUUGUCGGUCCCUCAGGUAGUGGGAAGUCCACUGUUAGUCAGUUGUUGUUAAGAUUCUAUGAUCCGGAUUCAGGUGAAAUAACUGUUGGUGGCCACAAAAUCCUGAGUUUGAAUUUGAAUCAUUAUCGUAAUCAAUUAGGUUAUGUUCAACAAGAACCACUCUUAUUCAGUGGGUCUAUUAAGGAAAAUGUCUUAUUUGGGAAAGAAAAUGCCAGUGAAGAACAAAUUACCCACGCAUUAGAAUUAAGUAACUCUUCCCAUUUCAUUGAUAAAUUACCUGAUGGUGUUGAAACAUUAAUUGGUUCAUCCAACUCUACCCAAUUGAGUGGGGGACAAAGACAAAGAGUAUCAUUGGCAAGAACUCUUAUUCGUGACCCAAAAAUCUUAAUUUUGGAUGAAGCAACUGCUGCCUUGGAUUCAAUUAGUGAAGAGAUUGUUAUGAAGAAUUUAAUGACUUUGAAUCGUGAAUAUGGAACUACAAUUAUCUCUAUUGCUCAUAGAUUAUCCACGAUUCGCAACAGUGACAGGAUUAUUGUAUUCAAUAACCAUGGAGAAAUUAUAGAAGAUGGAGCAUUUGAUGACUUGUAUAAUGAUCCUGAUAGUGCAUUCAACAAGUUAUUACAGAACCAUAAUUUAGAGUAG